AUGCCUGAUUAGAAGAAAAAAAAAAUAAUACACAAAAAAUGCAAGAGAAAUUUACUAGUGAGACCUCUAUUUUAUUUUUGGGGUCAAGGCGAACCUGAAUUGUUGCGAUCACCGGCGACGAAAACCAUGACACCUUAUCUCCGUUGUCCACAGUCUUCUUCUGGAUCUCCCUCUCAGCAUCAAAGUGGACCCCACCUCCCCCUCCGAGCUCCGGCGCCUCCGUCUUCAGCCGCAUGGCCAACACCUCCCUGACGGACGCCGCCGCCCUCGCGUCGCACCCCCUCCCCCACUCGAACGCGCCCCUCAGCGCGUGCUCAACACUUAACGCCCCCGCCACCACCCUCCCGUUGUUCCCCUCCACCACGUUCGCCGUCAUGUGCUUCCCCGACACAAACACCCUCAAAGCAUACCUCAUCAUCAUCCCCAUCCCCCCCUCCCCAACCCAUGGGCUUACACAAUAUAACUUGGGCCAUAGUGGGCCCAGGCCCAAUACAAAUUACAAAAUAGAACAGAAUCCCAUUUUUUAUUAUCAAUAUCAGACCACGAACAUGGCAUUGGCAAUGGGAAUAAUGGCAUCAACUACGAUUACGCUUAUUCGUCCACCACUCACAUUCCUCUCGUGUCGGAGUAACAAUAAUAAUUCUAGUUCUAGUGUUAGCGCUGCUUCUAGAAUCUUUCAUUUCCGUUCAAUCUCCGCUAUGAGCACUCCGCAAGGCUCAUCGGACUCGGCUUCCACCAAAACGGAGAGGGUGGUGAUAAAGGGGAGGGUGCAGGGAGUGUUUUACAGGAACUGGACGAUUGAGAACGCGACGCAAUUAGGGUUGAAGGGGUGGGUGAGGAACCGUAGGGACGGGUCGGUGGAGGCUCUGUUCUCCGGGAGUGUUGACGCGGUGCAGGAAAUGGAGCAGAGGUGUCGGCGUGGCCCUCCCGAUGCGGUUGUCACCGGCCUUCAGGUUUUCCCCUCCGACGAUGACCCUGCCACUACUGGGUUUCACCGCAAACCUACUCUUUGAUCGAGGUUAAUUCGUUAAUUAAUCCCCCUCAAAUGCUUCGCGCCAUUAGUUCCUUGUGAGAGUGGAGUUAUUAUACUUUGAAUUUAUUUUGAUGUUUGCUAGUUAAUGACUCGAGAGAAUUACAACUGAUUUUCAAGUUGUACAAUCUAUCUUUUUAGAUUAUUAGAUUCCGGUGUCUGUUGCACUGCAGAAUGUAUGUGUGGGGGAAGAAACAAUAAACAUAUGGCUAAAUACGUCAUGAAAUACUGUAAUGAUCAUGGACAUUACUGGCAUAUUAGGCCAAUGCAAGUAGGUUAGUGAUAUAAAAUUUACGUGGGAAAGAGAAAGAGAAGAGGGAAGAAGAAUAGAAGAGUGAGAGAGAAACAGAGAUCAAGAACUAAUUAGUGCACUUCUAUUAUUAUUAUUAUUAUUAUUAUUAUACAACAGUUAUGCUUUGUUUAGGCAA
Messenger RNA from Glycine soja, 1458 nucleotides. RefSeq lists its product as uncharacterized. NCBI's taxonomy places the organism in Eukaryota, Viridiplantae, Streptophyta, Magnoliopsida, Fabales, Fabaceae. The coding region runs from base 234 to 1013 and encodes 259 amino acids. Gene Ontology annotation, molecular function: acylphosphatase activity. The transcript is spliced from 2 exons. The record is from RefSeq and is a predicted model, not a curated record.